UGCCUACCACCAGACCUGGAGUGUGGCUGAGAGGCAGUAGUAAGAACGAGUCAAGGAGUAGCUGUAGAAAGGCUGCAGAAAGAAUUAAUAGUAGAUUGGUACGUCUCAGUUAUGAAAGGGUUAACCAGCUGCUUAUCUUUAUAUAGUCAGUCAGUCGAGGACAGAUCGUGAGGAGGGCAAAACACAACUGCUGUCUUCAGGAUGUUAUUCGCUGUUCUUGUCUUGAUUCUGUCGGCAUCUAUCGCUGAUUCUACGAGUUCAGCUCUUGCUACACCUAGCCAUGGGGUAGACAUAGAAACCUCUCACAACCAGAUCCACGCGGGACUCACCAACCAGCUGACAAUCAACUGUACUUUCACGCACGAACAGGGCUCUAACUUUAGCACCAUCUUGUCGCUGAUACUGUCCAAGACGGAUUCUGCUAACGACUCUACCUACAGGGAAGUUGCUUCUAUUACGGCGUUUUCGAACGAUAAAGUGGACGAAAAAAACACAAUGGAUGCACAAGUGACUGGUCACCACAGAGUGGAUGCUUAUUCCUUCAUCGCUCUAGAGGUACAGUAAAUGGAUUGUCAGUCAAUAUUUCUGAAGUAUUUCUGUUUCCGGAAAGAAAUUGUUUCUGUAUCUGUUUUACUUUUCCAGCACUAAAUUACCAUUAUUUAGUCAAUGCACUUCCCUUUACUCAAACAACCAAAACUGUACUAA
Messenger RNA from Aplysia californica (California sea hare), 705 nucleotides. RefSeq lists its product as uncharacterized. The record is from RefSeq and is a predicted model, not a curated record. The transcript has 3 exons. The coding region runs from base 202 to 564 and encodes 120 amino acids. NCBI's taxonomy places the organism in Eukaryota, Metazoa, Mollusca, Gastropoda, Aplysiida, Aplysiidae.